Loxodonta africana (African savanna elephant) is the source of this 1056-nucleotide messenger RNA. It is a transcript of the gene OPN5, whose product is annotated as opsin 5. The record is from RefSeq and is a predicted model, not a curated record. The transcript is spliced from 6 exons. NCBI's taxonomy places the organism in Eukaryota, Metazoa, Chordata, Mammalia, Proboscidea, Elephantidae. Gene Ontology annotation, biological process: cellular response to light stimulus; phototransduction; G protein-coupled receptor signaling pathway. The coding region runs from base 1 to 1056 and encodes 351 amino acids. Gene Ontology annotation, cellular component: plasma membrane. Gene Ontology annotation, molecular function: G protein-coupled photoreceptor activity.
AUGACUUUAAACCACACUGCCCCGCCCCAGGAUGACCGCCUUCCACAAUACCUUCAAGAUGGGGAUCCCUUUACAUCCAAACUUUCCUGGGAAGCGGAUUUAGUGGCUGGCUUUUAUCUAACCAUAAUUGGGAUUCUGUCCACAUUUGGAAAUGGGUAUGUCCUUUAUAUGUCUUGUAGACGAAAGAAGAAGCUGAGACCUGCUGAAAUAAUGACUAUCAAUUUAGCAGUCUGUGAUCUGGGGAUUUCAGGCAAGCCUUUCGUAAUCAUCUCUUGCUUCUGUCACCGCUGGGUGUUUGGCUGGAUUGGCUGCCGCUGGUAUGGCUGGGCUGGAUUUUUCUUUGGCUGCGGAAGCCUUAUCACCAUGACAGCUGUCAGCCUGGAUCGAUAUCUGAAAAUCUGCUAUUUAUCUUAUGGGGUUUGGCUGAAAAGAAAGCACGCCUACAUCUGCCUGGCUGUCAUCUGGGCCUAUGCUUCCUUCUGGACCACCAUGCCCUUGGUAGGUCUGGGGGACUACGCUCCUGAGCCCUUCGGAACAUCAUGCACCCUGGACUGGUGGCUGGCCCAGGCCUCCGUAGGGGGCCAGAUUUUCAUCCUGAACAUCCUCUUCUUCUGCCUCUUGCUCCCAACGGCUGUGAUUGUGUUUUCCUAUGUGAAGAUCAUUGCCAAGGUUAAGUCCUCCUCCAAAGAAAUAGCUCAUUUUGACAGUCGGAUUCAUAGCAGCCACAUGCUGGAAAUGAAACUGACCAAGGUGGCGAUGUUGAUUUGUGCUGGCUUCCUAAUUGCCUGGAUUCCUUAUGCAGUGGUCUCUGUGUGGUCAGCUUUUGGAAGGCCCGACUCCAUCCCCAUACAGCUCUCUGUGGUGCCAACCCUACUUGCAAAAUCAGCAGCCAUGUACAACCCGAUCAUUUACCAGGUCAUCGAUUACAAAUUUGCCUGUUGCCAAACUGGCGGUUUGAGAGCAACCAAGAAGAAGUCUUUGGAAGGCUUCAGGCUGCACACUGUAACCACAGUCAGGAAGUCUUCUGCUGUGCUGGAAAUCCAUCAAGAGGUAUGA